AUCUUAGUCAUAGAUUGAAGAAGAGAAGAACAUAGGUGAGACCGUGAGAGCGAGUUGAGAGGAAAAGAAAACAUGUCGGGACCUGAGUGCUGUUCAAAUCCACCAACUCUGAACCCUUCUGGAGGAGCUGGGCAUGUCGACAAAGUGGCUGGUGUCGAUUCCUAUUUCACAGGCUCUCCUCACUCCAAACUCGCCGUUCUUAUGGUCGCCGAUGUUUUUGGGUAUGAAGCACCAAGUUUAAGGAAACUUGCUGACAAAGUUGCCGCUGCUGGGUAUUAUGUGGUUGUUCCUGACUUCUUUGAUGGUGAACCCUUUAAUCCUCAGAAUCCUAACAGGCCCUUACCUGCUUGGAUAAAAGAUCAUGGAGCGGACAAAGGUUUUGAAGCUGCCAAACCCAUAAUUGAAGCCUUAAAAAGCAAAGGUGUUUCAGCUAUUGCAGCUGUUGGUUUUUGUUGGGGUGCUAAGGUUGUGGUUGAACUAGCAAAGUCCAAACUUAUCCAAACUGGUGUGCUAUUGCAUCCAUCAUUUGUCUCUGUGGACGACAUUAAGAGUGUUGAUAUUCCAAUUUCUAUACUUGGAGCCGAGAUUGACCAAAUUUCUCCUCCAGAGCUUGUGAAACAAUUUGAACAAAUCCUCGCUGCUAAAUCCGGGGUUGCCAGUUUUGUCAAAAUAUUUCCCAAAGUUUCACAUGGUUGGACUGUGAGAUACAACACCGAAGAUGCAGAAGCUGUGAAGGCUGCAGAGGAGGCCCACCAGGAAUUGCUGGACUGGCUUGCUAAACAUUUGAAGUGAGAAAUCUUGUUAAGAUUGUACAAUGGAGGAUUUAAAAUGCUACUUGUAGUUUGCAAGAAAAUACCUGUUGGACGUGACUGUUAUUUCUAGAUCAGCAUAAUAAUGUUGCUUUCGGUGAUUGUGUUUGUUGGACAAUUGUGAUUUUAAAUCUUAAUAAAUUAUAUUUUAAUAACUUUAUGUAAAA
This is a messenger RNA of Cajanus cajan (pigeon pea), 976 nucleotides long. Its product is annotated as endo-1,3;1,4-beta-D-glucanase. NCBI's taxonomy places the organism in Eukaryota, Viridiplantae, Streptophyta, Magnoliopsida, Fabales, Fabaceae. The record is from RefSeq and is a predicted model, not a curated record. Gene Ontology annotation, molecular function: hydrolase activity.